Messenger RNA from Orbicella faveolata, 2402 nucleotides. RefSeq lists its product as uncharacterized. Gene Ontology annotation, molecular function: Wnt-protein binding; Wnt receptor activity. Gene Ontology annotation, biological process: canonical Wnt signaling pathway; non-canonical Wnt signaling pathway. Gene Ontology annotation, cellular component: plasma membrane. The record is from RefSeq and is a predicted model, not a curated record. NCBI's taxonomy places the organism in Eukaryota, Metazoa, Cnidaria, Anthozoa, Scleractinia, Merulinidae.
GGGGGGGGGGGCUGGUGGUGGGAUGAUUGCGGCCCCCCCGUUGGCGAAACUGUGACUCACUGCUUGAUGUUUGAGUGUUCACCAAGCUAAACCUGGCGACUUUUGGCAUAUCGCUUGAAUUAUUACACUUGACAACUAAGUCCGAAUUUAGUGCAUGAGUUCGAUUCUUUGGCCAAAACGCGGAGUUUCAUAAAAGGUCAGGCAUUACAAAUAAACACCGAAUCACCUAAACAGCACACUUACCACAGCUAGUGAUUGGGGAACAAUGCGGAAACUCGGCCACACCACACGCGGGUAAAGUUCCGUGCAUGUCGUGUGUUCUGACUUUUGAGGCGGUGUAGCGGUGAUUUAAUACAGGCACGAAUUUUUAUAACCCUUUCAUACACUACAAAAAUGUAUUAUUCGGGACACGUGUAUACAUGAUAGUUAUUUUUCUCUGUGUAACCUGCUUUUUUGGCUCACUGAACGUGCGCGAAAUUCAUUUGUGCAUUGAUGUGUGCAUGAAUUUGUUUUUGGUAAAAGCAUGCUCAAAAUCACCCAUUCCUCCCUCAAAAGUCAAAUGGCCCACUUCUAAAAGGCAUCGGGCGUGAAUAAAGACAAUUAUUUUACAACAAUGAAGCAAGGCUGAUUAACGACGCAGAAAACUUAACGCGACAACGAAAUGAUAGAUUGUUUUGUAGACUAAGAAUUCAUAGCAAAAUGGGGAAGAAACAGCAGGUUCCGCUAAUCACACAGAGAGUAAAUAAUACGCGUUGCAAAUAUAAGUGUUACGUAAGUUUUAUAUUAUUUUUAUUCAGCCUAUUCUGGCUACUUCGUAAAAAUGUUCACAGCUUGAAGUCAUGUCACCCGUGGGUAACAUUCUUUGUUAUUUAAUUUCAUAUUUUUUGCUAUCUCAAGCGGGCACAAGGCUAAGAGUAAUUAUAUUAUGCGUUGCGUCUUCAAGCUACAUAAUUGCUUAGGAGGAGUCAAUGGAUCUCUGAAUGGGUCGAAGAUUUGAACUACGCAUGUGGCAGAACAGAGCGGGCCAUAUUGGAUUAUCAAGUGGAAUAGGAGAAAUACGUGUAAUUAGAAUAUCAGCUUACCGUACCGCGAUAACUAACAGUGAGAGGGGAAGAAAAAAUUCAUCACGCAUGCAAGAUGAAUCUUCAUUUAGCAGUUUUGUCAUAUUGUAUACUAUCAUGUAGUGUUGUAAUAAUCACUUGUGAGUCGAAUGACGGGAAAUGCGUCAGCCUCGUCGAUGGACCCUUCGACAUCUGUACAAAAGCGGGCUACAACAACACACUGCCUUUUCCCAAGGAAUUGACGGCUGAAUUGCAGACUGAACUAGCGGAAUUCUUAACUGUUAUUAUAUCUCCCUGGAAAAACUGUUCUCCUGUGGAGCUCGCCGCAGCGUUGGAGUGUUCGUUCUUAUUUCCCAAGUGUAACUCACAAGGAAGGCCCGUGUUACCUUGCAGACGAGUCUGCGGUGAGCUGUUGAAGCAGUGCUACAACCAAACAGUCCAAACAGGCCCAGAGUAUCUUGAAAUCUUCGUGAAUGUUAUCCUCUCUGAGUGCCUCACCCUUCCAGAUGAAAAACCAAGCACGAAGAAGUGUUUUGAACCACCUAAUUUUACCACAAAUGACAGCGUGAAAAGUCCGCUGGAUCGUGGCUGUCAAAAAUUGAUCUUUCCUGCCUGUAAAAACUUGGGUAUUUAUGAGCACACUCUAUUUUCGGAACCAGCUCAAAAGAAGAUAUACAAGUAUUUUUACAACAAAACAUACGACGAUGAAGAUUUAGAAACCGCCUUUCCCAAGAACGUGGAAAAAGAUCUUUCCAAGUUUUCCAAGUGCCAAACAAAUAUCAAGAAGUUGUACUGUGGAGAGCUGUUCCCACCGUGUUUCCCGGAUGAAGGGAGUCCCGGAUUAAAGACCUUGUGUAGUUCUGUCUGUAAUGACAUUGUUAGAGACUGCCCGGCUUAUUUCAGGAAUCAUAUCAUGGGAGUAGAGUAUUGCAGUACCCUAGCGGAGGGAAACACUAGUCACGGCUACUGUGAUCGUAAAGAAUGGCCAGAACCAUUUUUGUGGCUCAAGUACAUAGAAUCGACAGUAGCACCAACAGAAGAGCCUAAAACUGAAGGUCCCAAAGCGUGGGUCAUCGCCGUAGCUGUGGUGGUAUCCCUGGGUGUUGUGGGACUCGGACUGGCAGGGAUUAUCUGGUGGAAGUGGCGCAGCCGUGGACUUGGAAUGGGGUACACUAAACAACAGGAUGAUGUCACUACAGUGGAUCAGUGACGAGAUGUCGAGACAUGUUUGGUGUACUUCAGCAAAUCUUUUUGGCAAAACUAUUUACACCGUCAGAGCAAGCUGUUUUUAGCUCGUUUUGUCAUACAGCUUAACCCUUAAGGUGGCCGAACACAGUUUUC